AUGGCUGGUCGUGGCGGAGGAGGCCGUGGAAAGGUGCUGCUGCCGCCUAUCAACUUCAUCUUCAAGCUUCUGCAGCAGCGCUCCACCGUUCAGAUCUGGCUGUACGAGCAGCUCGGCAUCAGAAUCGAGGGCAGGAUCAGGGGCUUCGACGAGUUCAUGAACCUCGUGAUCGACGAUGCCAUUGAGGUGAAGCUUGCCACGAAAGACAAGGAAGAGUCGAGGCGGAAUAUCGGCCAAAUCCUCCUCAAGGGCGACAAUGUCUCGCUCAUCCAGAGCGUCCAAGGUUAA
This is a messenger RNA of Aplosporella prunicola CBS 121167, 288 nucleotides long. RefSeq lists its product as uncharacterized. Lineage: Eukaryota; Fungi; Ascomycota; Dothideomycetes; Botryosphaeriales; Aplosporellaceae. Gene Ontology annotation, cellular component: precatalytic spliceosome; U4/U6 x U5 tri-snRNP complex; U4 snRNP. The transcript is spliced from 3 exons. Gene Ontology annotation, molecular function: RNA binding. The coding region runs from base 1 to 288 and encodes 95 amino acids. Gene Ontology annotation, biological process: spliceosomal snRNP assembly; mRNA splicing, via spliceosome. The record is from RefSeq and is a predicted model, not a curated record.